AUGGGGAUUGAAACAGUAGACCGCAAUGACUUGUUGCUGUUCGACCAGACUUAUUCGGAGCGACUCAGUCUUCGAGAAUCCCUUCUCCGAGAAUAUCCCGAUGAUGUCGUGGGAGUCACGAACGAAUCAGACACAAGGAUUCGACUUGCGGUGCAAGAGCUGUACAAUUACCUUUUUCAAACUUAUCUCCCUGUCCGGUAUCCGUCUAUCUUCAAGAUCUAUGAGAACAAAGACAGCUCCACUGCUAUGUUAGAGAACUUGGUAACACGUCAAACCCUGCCGAUGACUAUGACAGUUUCAACUCCUCUUCAUGGCGCCUUGAGAACAAUUGCACAGAAUGUCGACGAAGACUUUUUUAUUCUUCUACCUCAAAGACAAGAAGAUAGCAGUGAAGAAGUUUAUGUUCUCGAAGCUUAUGCCGCAUGCUUCCCAUCUGGGUUCCAGCCCAAGGAGAAGAUUGGCAAAAAGCUAGCCGAAAUCCAUGGCCCGGUACCUGGGUACAAGGAAAAGUUGCAGAAAAGUAUGGAUAGAUUCUUUGCUAGGCUUGACCCUGGUCGCUACGUCAAACGCGUCAAUUGGAGUCUUACAGUGGACGAGGAGCUUUUUUCAAACUUUGACAAGAGCAAGCCAGCGUUUGAAGGAACAUUGAAGAAUCUUUCCGUGGAGGACCUAGAUCUUGAAAAGACAUUUUUGCGCUGCGAGCGCCAAACCCUCCACCGUCUUCCAAAUUCCGGGGCUAUUAUCUUUGCUUUCCACACUUAUCUCUACCCAAUUCAGGAUAUCAAAGACGAGGGUAGUGGCGAAGAUCUUGCCCAAGCUAUAGAUGGGCUUGAGAAUGGAAGUGUUCGUGAAAUGUUCACAUACAAAAACGGAGAUAAAUGGGCCAAUGCUGUGAGAGAGUUUCUACGGAGUUAG
Molecule: messenger RNA, 915 nt
Organism: Penicillium subrubescens
Lineage: Eukaryota; Fungi; Ascomycota; Eurotiomycetes; Eurotiales; Aspergillaceae
Product: heme-dependent oxidative N-demethylase family protein
Exons: 3
Coding region: 1-915 (304 amino acids)
Source: RefSeq, a predicted model, not a curated record